This is a messenger RNA of Helianthus annuus (common sunflower), 1035 nucleotides long. RefSeq names its product E3 ubiquitin-protein ligase MARCHF8. Gene Ontology annotation, molecular function: zinc ion binding. The record is from RefSeq and is a predicted model, not a curated record. NCBI's taxonomy places the organism in Eukaryota, Viridiplantae, Streptophyta, Magnoliopsida, Asterales, Asteraceae. The transcript has 6 exons. Bases 23 to 982 code for a protein of 319 amino acids.
UAACAUUGGUUAACUUGCGAAAAUGAGCGGUGAGAUUGAGCUAGUAGAAGAGAGUGGUUUCGGAAACGCUAGUGGUUAUGAUGAUAUGGUUCUGAAUUGUCAGAAUGUUGGUGCUGGUUCCGGUUCGGUUGUUGCGGCUCCUGGUUCAGUUGUUGUGGCUCCUGGUUCUAGUGAGAUGAAGUUUGAUGAUGUUGAAACCGGAGCGAUGGUCGCUUGUCGUAUUUGUCUUGAAUGUGAUGGUGAGGAAGAUGAUGAUCUGAUAUCUCCAUGCUUGUGCAAAGGCACCCAACAGUUCGUUCAUCGUUCAUGCCUUGACCAUUGGCGAUCUGUCAAGGAAGGGUUUGCCUUUUCGCAUUGCACAACUUGCAAAGCUCAGUUUCACCUCCGCGUCGUUAAGCUAAACGCUCACUCCUGGCCCAAGAUAAAAUUCAGGCUAUUUGUUGCAAGGGAUGUUUUCCUUGUCUUUCUGGCUAUGCAAAUGGUGAUUGGGCUGAUUGGAGGUGUUGCAUACAUUGUCGAUAAAAAUGGAUCUUUCAAAAUUUCUCUUAGGGGAAACUGGGACCUUAUGUUGUCGACACAUCCUAUACCGUUAUUCUAUUGCAUCGGUGUGUUUUUCUUCUUUGUGCUGGUUGGGUUUUUCGGGAUGGUACUUCAUUGUCUAUCUUGCAACAAUGACCCGCGUGUCGCCGGCUGCCAGAAUUUCUGUUUCGGGUGGGGAAUGCUGGACUGUUUUCCUGCCUCAAUGGAAGUAAUUGUUAUUCUGGUUAUCAUUAGUGUGAUUAUAUUCGCCGUUCUUGGUCUUGCCUAUGGCUUUCUUGCGGCUACCAUGGGUAUGCAAAGGAUUUGGCAGAGACACUACCACAUUCUCACCAAGAAAGAACUUACUCAGGAGUAUGUAGUGGAGGAUCUUCAUGGAUGUUACACCCCUCCUGAACUGGCUCCGGAAGAUGUGGACCGCCUGAUUAUGUUCAAGCUUAUGUAACUUUCCCGUAGAAUACCCAAACAUGUGGACCGCCUAAGUAUGUUAAAUACCAU